UUUUCAUUUUUUUUUUCUCUACGCUUCUGCUUUUAUUAUGCUUAAAUUUAAAAAACACGAUUCUGAAAAGGAAGAAUCUUCUCGAAAAGAAGAACGCUCAAGAAAUAGAUCACGUUCCCCUCAAAGAAAAAGUCGUUCACCUGAUCACAGAGAAAGACGUCGAAGUCGCUCACCUCGUAGACAUGACGAUAGACGAAGAGAUAGAUCUCCUUAUGAUGACAGACGAAAGGAUAAAUAUGACGAUAGACGACAAGAUAAACAUGACGACAGAAGACGAGACAGGUCACCCGGUAAAGACAGAAGAGAUCGCUCACCUCGUGAAGAAGAAAGAAGAUCUCGCCAUAGGUCAAGAUCUCCUGAGGAUAAGAAAGAAAAAAAGGAAAAGCCUACGUCUGGUGAGAAGGUAAGAAAGCUUACCAAGAAGAAGGUAAGCUACAACUUGAUCGAAGUAGAAGUCAAUGAUCGAUUGGGCAAGAAAGUCCGUGUCAAAUGUGCACCUAAUGAUACUAUUGGGGAUUUCAAGAAAUUGUUAGCGGCACAGAUCGGUACAGAACCAGGCAAGAUUGUAUUAAAGAAGUGGUAUAAAGAGUACAAGGAUCAUAUCAGUCUAGAGGAUUAUGAAAUACAUAAUGGAAUGAAUUUGGAAUUGUAUUAUCGAUAAAUCAAUAAACAUCAACUCAUAACAUUCCUUUUUUUUAAUCAAGAUAUUCAACCACGUACAAUUUAACACACGAAAACUAUAUAAUUAAUAAAGAGAUAAGUGUCAUGACGUGUAGAAU
Molecule: messenger RNA, 779 nt
Organism: Rhizopus microsporus ATCC 52813
Lineage: Eukaryota; Fungi; Mucoromycota; Mucoromycetes; Mucorales; Rhizopodaceae
Product: ubiquitin-like protein
Exons: 4
Coding region: 38-661 (207 amino acids)
Biological process (GO): mRNA splicing, via spliceosome; protein modification process
Cellular component (GO): cytoplasm; nucleus
Molecular function (GO): protein binding; protein tag activity
Source: RefSeq, a predicted model, not a curated record